AUGUGUUUCGUAUACGGUUUCCAAAAGGCAGAACUGUGCUUGAACGCAGCAGUGCCUGAAGCUAACGCUAGCUUUCCCUUCAGUGCUAUGAGUUAAGCAAGACUGAAGUGCUGGGAAUGCAGCCACCGCUGCCACCUGAAGCAGUCAGAGAGCUGGUGUGCUCUUGCCUGCAAAGAGACCCCGUAGCAGCAGACCUGCGAUGCAGCCUCUUCGUUGCUGCCACUCAGAACUACAAGAGAGACUCUUUGCUCAGACCAUUCCCUCCUCGUUACUUAAGUGGUGACAAUAAGGAGUUUGAGGAGUUGCUGGCAGAUGUGAACUCGUUGCCUGGUGUGAGAGAGCUGGUGAGACUACGACCUGGAGAAGCAGAUCAUCAUUUGGCCCUCGCACACUGGAUUCUGUCUUCAAAGAGCUUUGCUGUAAAGACACUACAGAAGGAAGAGUACGCCAAACUCUGCAGCCUGACGGAAAAUGAAGGGAUGUCUGCACCCGUGCCAGACUUCCUCUUUGAGCUGGAGUACUCUGAUCAGAUGAACGCCAGGUUUGAGAGGACGAGGGAAGGACGAGAUGUUUUCUAUGCUUUCCACGGGAGCCGCUUGGAGAACUUUCAUUCGAUCAUUCACAACGGCCUGCACUGUCACCUCAACAAGAACUCUGUGUUUGGAGAGGGGACCUACCUCACUAGUGACCUCAGUAUGGCUGUCCUUUACAGUCCCCACAGCAGCGGCUGGAGAGAAAGCAUUCUAGGUCCACUGCUGAGCUGUGUCGCCUUGUGUGAAGUCAUUGAUCAUCCAGAUGUUAAAUGCCAGGUGAAGAAAAAAGAUUCUGAAGUUGUAGACCGCCAGCGCUCGAGGGCAAAGAACAGUGAAGGAGGGGAUGUACCACAUAAAUACUUUGUAGUCACCAAUAAUCAGCUUUUACGAGUCAAGUACCUGCUUGUUUACUCUCAGCAGAGGCACCUGUCCAGACAUUCCCGCAGCCGCUCGUGGCUCCUCAGACACCAUUUUGCCAUCAUGAUGAGUCUCUACCUUCUGCUGCUCAUAUUCAUCGGUGCCUUAAACUCCAACACCUUUGUAUCCUUUUGGAACAGACUAUUCAGGUGAAACGACAACAGGACACAUGGCAUGGAUGUUUCUAAUCCACAGUGCCUUCCUGCCAAGAUGUUGGCUGAAGGCAUGAGAAAAAAAGUUUUAUGCACCUUUCUACUGUUUUCUCUUAUAGUUCUUUGCUUUGUUUGCAAUAUGUAAUGUAAUAUAGUCAUCAUUACUGUAAAUGCAAGAUAACAUAUCGUUUCAGAUGGGAAUCUUGUUAUGUAUUGAUUUUAAUGAAAUCUGUAAGAAGAUCUUUGUUGAUUUUAAGACAAUUGCAGUGUUCCUCCUUGAGUUUGAAUGAUUCAGUAAAUAAUCAGUUUUAUAGUUAAUCUCUGUUACUGUGUUGUUUCAGUCCUCCGAGGACACAAUUUUACCAGCCAAAGGGAAACAAUGGAAAUCAUCCUGCUUAAGUAAUCGGUGUGUUUUGGUUUUCUCUUUCUGGUUUGAUGUGCAGCGAAUUCCUCGUUAACUGAGCCAUUAUUAUCACUAAUCAGUUUUUCUGGCCUUAAUGAUAAACUGAAAUUCCACUUUUAAAUUCUUAAGAUUGUCAUUGUCUGUAUUUUGGAAAUUAAUAAAUUGGGAUGUUUUUAAAUCUUUUGUUUUCAAGUGUAGAUCAAAUAUAGUGGUUUUUAUUUUAAUGUAUACAUUCGGUUUUGGGGACUGCGGCGUUGUAGUAUGGAUCAGUAGAUAAUCUGGGUUGUCAUUGCCCACAUGAACUGUGUAAUGGUCUUUAUGAUUUGCUUCCAUGGAGCCAAACGUUCUAGUACAUUUUUUAAAGUGGUCUUGAAGAACAGUUAUCCCAUCUUUCUGAAGGUCUUUCAAAGUUUCUCUUUGGGCAUUUGCUACUUUUUCUCUUAUUUUCAGUCCAAUCCUUGUACCUGACCAUUUUCAGAGGGAUGUUUUCUCUUUUUUGUGGGGGUGGGGGGUGUUCUAAAACCACUUAACACUGAUCUCUGAAUCAUUAAAACAUAAAAAAGGUACCUAACUCGUGGAAUGACAGUUUCAUGUCUACAGUAGCUAAAAACUUGGAAUCUUUCGAUAUAUGUUCUUAAAAAUUUGAGGAAACUGGAGAUGUGGAUGACAAAAGAAGAAGUGGCAGACCUAAAAAAAAAACCAAAAAACCCUCUAAUGCAGAUGAACAGUAUCUGGGAGUCAUGUCCUUAAGAAAUAUGAAACAAUUCCAGCAAAGACCAGACACAGGACCUGAGAGAUGCAACUGGCCCUUCAGCUGAUCGAUCUACUGUUCAUUGAAGUCUGAUCAGAAAUACUCUCAGUGGAAGGUUGGCUGUCAUGAGGCCAUUCUGAAGGAAGGAAAAUGGAGACGUUAAAUUUCACAAGAGGUGGACUGAAAAUCAGCGGCUUGGUUCAAAUCAUUGUCAGUAUGUAUGGAGGUCAGUAGAAAGGUACAACCGUGAGUUUCAGCUAUCUGUAAAACACGGCAGAGGCUCUGUCACGGCUGCAUUUCACCCAGUGUUGUUGGAGGUCUUGUCAAAAUUUCUUAAAUUGAAACCAGAUUUGAUCCAC
Molecule: messenger RNA, 2615 nt
Organism: Pelmatolapia mariae (spotted tilapia)
Lineage: Eukaryota; Metazoa; Chordata; Actinopteri; Cichliformes; Cichlidae
Gene: parp16
Product: poly (ADP-ribose) polymerase family, member 16
Exons: 7
Coding region: 117-1103 (328 amino acids)
Biological process (GO): endoplasmic reticulum unfolded protein response
Cellular component (GO): membrane; nuclear envelope; endoplasmic reticulum tubular network
Molecular function (GO): protein serine/threonine kinase activator activity; NAD+ poly-ADP-ribosyltransferase activity; kinase binding
Source: RefSeq, a predicted model, not a curated record